AUGGCAUCUCUCAAGUCCAUCUGCAUGAGCCUCUUCGCUCUCACUCCCCUUGUAGCCGGUCAUGCCGCUAUCAUCGCCGCAGUAGGCGACGCCGGUGGUGUGGGCAUGGCUCUGGGAAUCGACACUGCCACUCCCCGUGACGGAACAAGGCGUACACCCUUCCAGCAGGACACUACUCGAUUCCGUGGCCAGGCAGCCAAGACGGUCGGCCAAACAAUAAAAUCAGGUACCAACAAGGUCGAGGAGGGUACGAAGGCCGUCCUUGACACUACCAAGGACUCACUGCCGCAGGUGACUGCCGGUGGUGCGCUCAACAUGACGCUGCACCAGAUCAACCAGGACGGAGCUGGACCGUUUACUUGCAUGAUCAACGCGGAUGCGAAAGCGACGGAGUGGACUGAAAUCAAGGUUGCGACGAACGUCCCGGGCCGGAACGCAUCGACUAACAUACCUUGCAACAGGCCACCAAGACUAACUUCCCUCUGGUCGCUUCCAUCCCUGCCGACCAAGCAUGCACCGGAACCGCAGCUGGUCAGGACAACCUGUGCUUGGUACGGUGCCAGAACGCUCGCUCCUUCGGUGGUGUCGUGCCGUCCAGCUGGCCGGCGGUGCUGGUGCUGGAACUGGGGGCAGCAACACCAACACCACUACUGCUGCCAAGGGCAUCAAGCGUCCCCUUGCCAGGAGAUUCUUCGCGAAGCGUUCCGACCUAGAGAAGGAUUCAGUGGAGGACAUGGAGCAGUGGCAGCACUAGAGGGCACAGCCACUUCGCAGGUCAUGUUCUUGACGGUGCCGUGGGGAUCCGUGAGAAACCGAUGUUGCUGGUAA
Sordaria macrospora k-hell is the source of this 828-nucleotide messenger RNA. RefSeq lists its product as uncharacterized. The record is from RefSeq and is a predicted model, not a curated record. NCBI's taxonomy places the organism in Eukaryota, Fungi, Ascomycota, Sordariomycetes, Sordariales, Sordariaceae.